GAUCCAGUUGUUUGAAGAGGAGAAAGAUCGGAGGAAGAAUGAACCUAGAAAAGAAACGAUGAGAUAUUGGAGAAGAUUGGCACCUCUUCUACGUUCGUCUCCGAACCGUUUGUGUGAUCGACGGUCUCAGUUACAGGUAACCGCCAGAUCGACCCGAUCCUUCUAUUUUUUUCGCCAUGCUAGCUUUCCCUUUGGAGGACAGUCCUCUCUUGCGUUGCCAUCACUACGAUUUGCGAAUCGAAGCUUUUUCUUCUGAGAUUGAAAAGAGGGUUGUUACAAGCUAUCUCCACUCAUAAAAAGACCUUUCAACCUCUUCAAAUCACAUAGAAAUCCCUCUUUCAAAAAUUGUUCACCCACACCAUCCCUGACUUUACCAGACACACUAAAACCCUUCUUGCGCAUAUCAUCAACCAAUUUCCAAAAGUGAUCAACCUCUAAAUUGAGACCCCAGAUAAAUAACAUCUGGUUGCAGUUAUCAGACGAAAUUUAGUGCUAAAAGUGAUAUACAGAAAGAGAUGGAUGAUGUUAUAAUCACUAAGGAGUUGAUCCUCAAUGUUCUGGAAGAACUUGAAUCAAGGCCUAAGAUUGCUCAGAGUUUUUUUCAGUGGAUUUGGGAAUUUUAUCCAAAGGAAAUUUCGUCUGAUAACUGCAACCAGAUGUUAUUUAUCUGGGGUCUCAAUUUAGAGGUUGAUCACUUUUGGAAAUUGGUUGAUGAUAUGCGCAAGAAGGGUUUUAGUGUGUCUGGUAAGGUCAGGGAUGGUGUGGGUAAACAAUUUUUGAAAGAGGGAUUUCUAUGUGAUUUGAAGAGGUUGAAAGGUCUUUUUAUGAGUGGAGAUAGCUUGUCCCGCAUGGUUUCCAGAGAAUUUAUGAACAGCGCUGGUAUCCCCGAAGUGCUUUUAAAUUUGGAACACGAGUUCAGCGCUGGUACCGUGAUGUUGACCUUGGAAAGGCUCUGCCAACAUCCGGAGAAAGCCUUACUGUUCUUUAGGUGGGUUGAAGAUCGUUGUGGAUUUACACACGAUAGUAAGACGUUUAACUCUUUGGCUAACAUUUUAGGAAGAGAGACUUCACUCGGUUCUUUUGAGAAGGUUGUUACCGAAAUGAAAGCUUUUGCUUAUCAGAUUGAUGUUGCCACCUAUGAGCGGGUAUUCUCCAUUUAUAUACUUGCUAAUAUGAUUGAGGAAGCAGUAAUUCUUUUUGAGUUUGCCAUGUCAGGAAGUAACAAGCCAGCAUCAGAUUUUCCUGAACUCCUUCACAAAGUCUUGAUGACUUCUGAUGUGGUACCUUUAGCAAGAUUAUUGAACUCUUUUAGGGAUAACGGGUUCAUAAUCUCCCCUGAAGCUAAGCAGUUUGUAGUUCUUGGUCUGAAAAACAUUCGACAAUCUUAUGCCUUGCUGACAAACGUUCAUGAAGGUAAGCAGUAUGCUUACAAAGAUUUUAUGCACUUGAAGAACCUCUUAUUACAAAGAAAACCUAGUCAACAAUCAAUCAAUGAGCGAAUUGUGGAAGACAACACUGAUAGUGCUUCCCAAAAAACCAUUGAAGAUGAUGUUCCUUUAAGAAAAAUCUUCGACUCUAGAUCUGUUGGUAUCAAACGUUCCAUGAUACCAACCUCGUCGUAUAUUGUGUUGAGAACACUACAGUUUAAAGGUUUUCAUUCUUAUUUGGUUGGUGGUUGCGUAAGAGAUCGUCUUAUGAGUAGAAAACCUCGAGACUUUGACAUUGUUACAACAGCAUCCCUUGAUCAGGUUGAAGGUCUCUUUUCAGAAGCUUCAACUGUAGGAAAAGCGUAUCCUAUAUGUCAUGUGUAUAUUGGGAAAACACUGAUUGAGGUCUCCGCUGCAGUCCCCGCUGCAGAAGCAGAAGAAAGCACAUCUGAUGAUAUGGCUUUCUCCGUAGUAGUACCUUGUAGCUGGGAUGAGGUGGACACCAUUCUCUACAAAAACAGCCAGAAACGCGACUUCACGGUUAACAGUUUGUUUUUGGAUCCAAUCAACUUCAAACUUUAUGACUUUAACCGCGGUAUUGAGGACAUAAAAUCCCGAAUGAUUCGUACAGUGAUCGAUGCAAAUCAAUCUUUCAAUGAAGAUUGUGUUAGAAUUUUAAGGGGGUGAGGAUUGCAGCGCGUCUGAAUCUAUCCUUUUCUGACGAGAUUGAAACUGCUAUCCCCAACUACAUAAAUGCAGUGGCUUCUUUAAAUCAUCCUAGGCUGAUGAGAGAGAUGCACUUCCUGCUGUCGUAUGGUGCUGCGGUGCCAUCCAUCAAGUUGCUGAAGAAACUGAAGCUUCUUCAUAUUUUACUACCAUUCCAAGCUUUUUACUUGGAUAAAUGUGAAGAAUGGG
This is a messenger RNA of Camelina sativa (false flax), 2342 nucleotides long. Its product is annotated as pentatricopeptide repeat-containing protein At3g02490, mitochondrial. Gene Ontology annotation, biological process: RNA processing. Lineage: Eukaryota; Viridiplantae; Streptophyta; Magnoliopsida; Brassicales; Brassicaceae. Gene Ontology annotation, molecular function: nucleotidyltransferase activity; protein binding; RNA binding. The record is from RefSeq and is a predicted model, not a curated record.